AUAAAUUUUUUUUCUUAUCUGAUUUUCUAUCUUAAACAGAGAUAUUACGAGAUCUCAACUUGUGUACAAUGCGGAAAACUGGGCCCAGGUCGCGCGAACAUUUUUCGUUUCGUCUCUCGCAGGUAUUUUAUCGUCAGGCUUCCGGCGGGCGUAGAGGAAAGCUAUUAUCUCUUCGCUUGUCGCGCGCGUAACUGAUACUGAUCUAAUGUACGUUUCUCAUCAAGUCCACGUACGUAUACGUCGGAUGUCGUCCGCAUACCUGACGUUUGGAUUGAUUCGAACGAGUAUCUGCCGCGCGUACAAUGAGCAGGCUCGUUCGCACGUUCGCGUCUCUCCUCUCUCGUCGCCGCAUCGCGCCGUUCGCAAUUGUAUCGUGUUGGUCCGGACUCGUUCCACACGCCAUACGUUGAUCGGACCCAACAGCGAAGUUGUAAAAUUCCGCGAUAGUACGAGACGCCCGCCAGUCGCGCGGUAUUCAUUGUGUUCGCUCGAACCCGCUCGUAGGAUCGGUUACAUAAUCAUAUUUUUUUUCUUUUUUUUUCUUUUUUUUCCACAACGGUGCGCGCAACGCUUAUCGUCGCGGUGUAGUGCCCCAGCUCUCGAACGCGACCCCGGCAACCAUAUAUAUUAUCCAGCAGUGGUAAGGAUUAAAUUGCUCUGAAGAUGGGGGCGAUGUUCAGAAGCGAGGAGAUGGCUCUUUGCCAGUUGUUCAUUCAACCAGAGACAGCUUACCUUUCCGUAUCCGAACUUGGAGAAACCGGUACGGUGCAAUUUCGUGAUCUGAAUAGCGACUUGAAUUACUUUCAACGGAAGUUCGUCAACGAGGUCCGACGAUGCGACGAACUGGAACGCAAGCUACGAUAUAUCGAGGCGGAGGUCAAGAAAGACGGUGUACCGAUCCCGGAUAAUCUUAAGGAACUACCACGUGCACCCAACCCACGUGCAAUUAUCGAUCUCGAGGCGCAUCUCGAGAAAACGGAGAACGACAUACUAGAGCUGAGCCAGAAUGCGGUGAACCUGAAGAGCAACUAUCUCGAGCUGACGGAAUUACAGCACGUGCUCGAGAAGACGCAAGCGUUCUUCACGGAGGAAGAGGCCAAUGAUUCGAUCACCAAGGCGCUCAUCAACGAGGAAGCACCAAAUCCCGUCGUUACGACUCCCGGACGUCUGGAAUUCGUCGGUGGGGUAAUAAAUCGCGAACGAGUCCCAGCCUUUGAGAGAAUGCUUUGGCGUAUAUCACGUGGAAACGUUUUUCUUCGGCAAACCGAACUUGAGAAACCACUGGAAGAUCCGUCUACGGGCAACAAAAUCUAUAAAACGGCUUUUGUGGCAUUUUUUCAAGGGGAACAAUUGAAGAGCCGUAUUAAAAAAGUCUGCACUGGCUUCCAUGCCUCGCUCUAUCCGUGUCCGACCAGCCAUGCGGAACGUCAAGAGAUGCUGAAAGGUGUGCGGACACGGCUAGAAGAUCUUAAAAUGGUACUAAAUCAAACUCAAGAUCACCGCCAACGAGUUCUACAUAACGUAGCGAAAGAAUUACCAAACUGGAGUAUCAUGGUGCGAAAAAUGAAAGCAAUUUAUCACACGAUGAAUCUAUUCAAUAUGGACGUGUCGAAAAAAUGUCUUAUCGGAGAAUGCUGGAUGCCUCUUUCCGAUCUCGCGACUGUGCAAAAUUGCCUCACGGAAGGAUCGGUUAGUGAAUAUUUAUAUCGACAAUGUGGGAGCUCCAUACCGUCUUUCCUCAACGUGAUCCACACGGAUGAAAAUCCCCCGACGUUCAAUAGGACGAACAAAUUUACGAGAGGCUUUCAAAAUCUAAUUGAUUCCUACGGUGUGGCGUCGUAUCGUGAAGCUAACCCGGCACUUUACACUAUCAUCACGUUUCCCUUUCUGUUCUCCGUUAUGUUCGGUGACGCUGGACAUGGACUGAUACUGAUGCUUUUUGGUCUCUCCAUGAUUUUGAUGGAGAAAAAGAUGAACCCGCAAAAUAUGGGCGAAAUCGGGACUAUGUUUUUCGGCGGUCGUUACAUCAUCCUCCUCAUGGGUUUGUUUUCCAUAUACAGUGGACUUAUCUACAACGACAUAUUUGCAAAGUCAGUUAACAUAUUCGGAUCUAGUUGGACGAUCAGGUAUUCACUUAAAGAUGUGAAACUUAACAAGACGCUAGAUUUGUCACCAAACUCGAACGAGAGCUACCUGCACUAUCCCUAUCCUCUGGGCAUAGACCCGGUCUGGUCUCUCGCAGAGAACAAAAUUGUAUUUCACAAUUCGUUUAAGAUGAAGAUGUCGAUUAUUCUUGGCGUCGUGCACAUGAUCUUCGGCGUCUGCAUGAACGUCGUCAAUAUAGUGUAUUUCAAGAAAUAUGCCAACUUGCUCCUCGAAUUUCUACCACAAUUGCUCUUCCUUAUUUUUCUAUUUUUCUACAUGGUUGUCCUGAUGUUUAUUAAAUGGGUUUUGUACGAGGCUUCAUCUCCAAUUCCAGGACGAACACCGGGUUGUGCGCCGUCGGUGUUAAUUACAUUUAUUAACAUGAUGCUUUUCAAAAGUGCCGCAAUGCCCGCGGGUUGUUCCGAGUUCAUGUUUGAGGGACAGAGUAUUUUACAAAAGGUUUUGCUUGGUCUCGCUGUUUUGUGCAUUCCGGUGAUGCUUUUCGGAAAACCAUUAUAUAUUGUAUUUUCAAAGAGAAAACGCCCAGGGAAGACUUACAGCAACGGAAGUGCAUCCCAGGAUAUCGAGCUGCAGAACCAAGAACUGCCGAACCCAGAGACUAGUAAGGAUACGGCGACAGAUCAUAACGAUGAUGACAGCUUUAGCGAGCUGAUGAUCCAUCAAAUCAUCCACACCAUAGAAUACGUUUUGUCUACCGUCUCUCACACUGCCUCUUAUCUACGUUUGUGGGCCCUAUCGUUGGCCCACUCUCAGUUAUCAGAAGUGCUCUGGAACAGAGUGCUGCGAAUAGGCUUAGGUGCUGAAGAAGAUAACUACGUCAACAGCAUUAUCCUGUUCGUCAUAUUUGCUGUCUGGGCCUUUUUCACCAUCGUCAUUCUCGUCUUGAUGGAGGGCCUCUCGGCGUUUCUUCAUACGCUUCGACUUCAUUGGGUCGAGUUCAUGAGUAAAUUCUACGAAGGCUUAGGACAACCCUUCCAACCAUUUUACUUCAAGAGUAUCUUAGAUGCUGAGGAUGCCGAAGAAUAGAUGCCGCCGCUAGUCUUCAUAGCAAUAAUAGAUACAUAGUGUUAUACUGAAUAUUAUGCGCGAAAAUUUCUUUAUUUUAAAUAUUUUUAUGUACACGCGAGGCCUUAUCUUGUUGCCUAGGAAAGUACAAGAAGGACCAAAUUGCCAUAGAUUGUUUUAAAUGAGUCUGACACCGUGCCUUCUUUAAUGAUUGAUUCGAUAAUCAUCGAUCAAGUGUCUAUGUACAUUGGCCGAAUAUGCGCGCAGUACUUGUAACAAGAGUUUUAAAGCAAUAUAUUUUUUCUCAAUACUUUUUACAUGUAGAUAACAAUGCCGGUCGACAAAUCGGAGCGCAUUAGUUUACUUUAGAUAUUCAUUUUCAGAUUUUUGUGUUAUUUAAUCCGCCGAAUAAAUUAAUAAAGAAACUCAUUCGUGGAGCUUUUCCGGCUUUAAAUUUUGUCACUAGUAAAUUUGUACUGAUUUUUAUGUGCAUGUAUAUAAUUCUUUUAAAUUACAGUUUAAUAUUUUAAUAUAUAUUUUAGAAAGUGCAACAGCGUUCAGCGCUUGGUAAAACGAAUUCAAUUGGUGUAUCAAUUAUUUCAUUCAGGAUAAGAUUCGCGAGCAGAGCUAAUUUUACUCCAACCGUAAAAUGGCUGUGAUCGCGUUAUUAUUUCAACGGAAGCGGAAAAGGAUUAUAAAAGAUGCAUGUGAUUUAGUAACUACGCUGCUGCUGAUGCUGCCGAGUGCGCAUUAUAUUCAUUCCAUUAAUUACCUAGUAACGUGGACAUGCCAUAGUCGAUGUAGCUUGUCAUUAAGCACGUCACGUUGUAAUAUUUCAUAAUGUGCUUAUAGCCGGUCUCCGCGCAGAAAAGCGGCGAUCAGACUCGUUGUAAUUACAGUGCUACGAUAAAGAAAUCAGACGAUUCGAAUCGCGUGCCAUGCGCGUCGCGCAACCUGAUCGAUGCUCGACGAAGUGAGACGAGCGGCGAAUGUACAUUCUUGUAUUACUAAAGUACAAAAACUCCCGAGUGAUUGGUAACCAAAGGGGUAUUCAAACACGCGCGAAGUUACCAUUACGACUGUAUCCACCAUAGGUAUUAAUGCGACGUCGAAAAGAGAGCGACGUGUACACACUUGUAUGAGAGAUAGAAUUACUGCACCAAUCAAUGAACAAAUAAAAACAACUUGGUGUAAUUAAACUUUCAAGCAAUGAUAUUCUAAUUAAAUCUAUUUAAAAAUUUAAAUAAAUGUGAUCUAAAAAACAUCAAUUGAUUUGCAAUUUAUUAUUUUUCUUAAAUGGCUAUUAACUGGUGAUUGCUUCAAUGACUGGUGCAGCAACCCUAUUCUCGAGGUCCCAAUCUUAAUAACAGAUCCCUCGAUAUUAUGAUUUUUCUACCGUUCUUCCACGUUACGUUAAACAUUUUCAGCCUGCAUAAACAGAGUUUAAAAUAAAGCUUUUCUUGUGAAAUUUAUGUACAACUAGACAAAACAAGUGCGCGCUACAAAACCUUUAAUAUUAUAUAAUUUUAUACAAAUUACAAAUUGAAUAUUACACUGUUAACCCCUCAAUACACGUAGUCAAAAUACGCGAUGUCCGCGAUGACAGCUGUUCACGAAGUAAGCGCUGAAUGAGAACCAAUUAGUACCACGGAAAAUCGACAACAAUAAACUUCGAGAGAUUCAAGUAUCAACACUUUUUCAGAUAUAAUGAUGAUAAUGAUUUAACGUUUAACGAAAUCUGUUCAGACAUUCGCAUUGGGCUUUGCUUUUUGCAAAGCUAAUUAAUUAUUUAAACUUAAUGUUAGAACGUUGUGGUCAGGGAUAACCGUUAAAAAUUUUUCUUAAGAAAAAAAUCAUUUAAUUUUUUGUAAGGAAAGAUGGUAAUUUUCAGUUUAACUUGUAAAUUUUGUUAAAAUUAAGAUUGAGACCUCUGGGAUAAAAUUUGUGUAUAUAGAUAAAUAUUCAAUAUAUAUUUUAUCAAUGUGUUAAAAUAAAUUGAUGAUUCUCGCAUA
Molecule: messenger RNA, 5183 nt
Organism: Solenopsis invicta (red fire ant)
Lineage: Eukaryota; Metazoa; Arthropoda; Insecta; Hymenoptera; Formicidae
Gene: Vha100-2
Product: V-type proton ATPase 116 kDa subunit a1
Exons: 14
Coding region: 664-3192 (842 amino acids)
Biological process (GO): vacuolar acidification; proton transmembrane transport
Cellular component (GO): vacuolar proton-transporting V-type ATPase, V0 domain; vacuolar proton-transporting V-type ATPase complex; plasma membrane
Molecular function (GO): ATPase binding; proton-transporting ATPase activity, rotational mechanism
Source: RefSeq, a predicted model, not a curated record